This is a messenger RNA of Myodes glareolus (Bank vole), 1441 nucleotides long. RefSeq names its product lymphocyte specific protein 1 (gene Lsp1). The record is from RefSeq and is a predicted model, not a curated record. Gene Ontology annotation, molecular function: actin binding. Gene Ontology annotation, biological process: signal transduction. Lineage: Eukaryota; Metazoa; Chordata; Mammalia; Rodentia; Cricetidae.
UGGGGGUUCUAGGCCACGGCCCAUCUACAGAAAAGCACUGGGAGCCACAAAGAGUGGAACCACACCAAAGACAUCAGACCCAUGGCGGAGGCUGCCAGCGAUCCAAGCUGCGAGGAGCAGGAAGAGCUGCAUGCAGAAGACAGCAAAGGGCUCACAGCUCAGUGGGAAGAAGAAGACCAAGAAGAGGCUGCCCGUGAACAGCGCCAACGAGAACGAGAGAAGCAGCUGCAGGACCAGGACAAAGAUGAAGAUGAAGGUGAUCGUUCCCUGGAGCAGACAGGACAGCAAACACUCCUCAGGCUAAAGUCCUCUGAACUGGAUGAAGAUGAGGGUUUUGGUGACUGGUCCCAAAAAGUGGAGCAGCGGCAGCAAACCUGGGGGAACGAGGGGACUGCAGAGGGUAGUGAGCCCUCUCAAAAUGAGAGUCCAGAGAAGAAGCAGGCAGAGGACAGUUCUCACCAAACCAAUGUUCACCUAGAGAAGUUGUGCCUGAGCCAGGGAGACCAUAAUCCAGAGGAUGCUGUUGGAAAUUCUGGGGAGACAGAUGAGCACCUGACAAGUCAUCCGGCCAGGACCCCCAGCCCUUUGGCUUUGGAAGAGACUGUGGAACUGAGUUCACCUCCCCUAAGCCCCACCACCAAACUGGCAGAUAGGACGGAGUCCCUGAAUCGCUCCAUACAGAAGAGCAACAGUGUGAAGAAGUCCCAGCCAACCUUGCCCAUUUCCACUAUUGAUGAGCGCUUGCAGCAGUAUACCCAGGCCACUGAGUCUGCUGGUCGAACUCCCAAGCUGUCCCGACAGCCCUCCAUAGAGCUGCCCAGCAUGGCUGUGGCCAGUACCAAGACUCGUUGGGAGACAGGAGAGGUGCAGACUCAGUCGGCUUCCAAGACACCCUCCUGCCAGGAUAUUGUAGCUGGAGACAUGAGCAAGAAAAGCCUGUGGGAGCAGAAAGGAGGCUCAAAGACCUCAUCCACCAUCAAGAGCACCCCAUCUGGAAAGAGGUACAAGUUUGUGGCCACUGGACAUGGGAAGUAUGAGAAAGUGCUUGUGGAUGACACCCCAGCGCCAUAGAUCAUGUAUGUAUCUUGGAGAGACUCCAGUCAGAAGCCACUCCCAGCCCUGACCAAGAAGUUGAUUCCUGUUGCCAGUCUGGCCUGCUCUUGUGCCUCCAACAACCCAGCUGCCACUCCCGCCUCCUUUCACUCCUGGACCCUCCAUCUUCUAUGCCCUCUCACUCUUUGAUCAAACCCACCCCCCGCAACUCUGCCUCUCACCAUCAGCUAAAGGGACCACUCCCUAGAGGAGCCAAGAGCUUCCAAGGAAGGAUGGAGGAGAGAAGGCCAGCAUCCCAGCCAGAUCCAAGGGGUACCUGUCCCCAUGCUAAAUGUUCAGGACUCUGAGUCCCUCUUUUUUGUGUAAUAAAGCAUCUUGAAUGACCCCA